AACUGGAAAGGGGAUUCGACUAAACGUAGGAGGACGAACGGAGGAAAGAAUAGAGAAAGAGGAAAGGAAGCAGCCACUACGAAAUUGAAAAAAGUAGAGUAAGAAGAGCAGCGACGCACCAGGAAGAAGAAGAGCAAGAAAAGUGGAAAACGUAGAGAAAAGAAUUUAACAACCAGGAAAAUAGUGGCAAGAAAGGCAGUCGCAACAAUAAUAACAGCAGCAAGAAUAAUAAAAGUAAGCCACACAACAGCAACGGUGCAACACAGUACCAGAGCAACACUGAAAGCUGCAAGUAAGUCAACAACAGAUUACGUGCAAUGUUGACAACAGGAAGUGUGACGGCAGGCGGCAAUGGCGACGGCGUCGUCGGUGACUGCCAGGCAUAUAAAUGAAACAAACGGGAAGCGCGAAUGGGUGCUGAACGAUAUUAAAGUGUAAUUAAACAAAAGUUGCUGAUGUCAGGAAGAAAGACAAAAUCAACAAAAACAAAAGGAAUAACAAUAACAAAUCCAACAACAAACACCAUUUAAGCAACAAAGAUUACCAGCGCGCCUCGCUGCAAGAGAGAAAACACGCUGCCACAGCAACAACAACAAAACCUACAUCAGCACUACAAGACAAUGCUGCCACACAUUAGUGACGACGUGAGACUGAGACUUGCGCUAGUGUAUGAGUGUUGAGUUGUUAUACUAAAAGUGUUAAGGAAGUGUUUAAAUUAGGGUAGCAGCACUGAUGGCACUUUGCCAACAAUGCCCUGUCAGCUGCAGAUACAAACACACAACCAAAGCAAAGAGUGAAAUAAAUACAACGAAAAAAAAACGGCAACAAAAGCUGUGAAUUGAAUUGGUUGUUGAAUGCAUGCGUUUGAGUGGGUUAGCAGGCGGGGAAGAUCGGGGGGGCAGAGUGCGAAAAUUAAGUGAAGUGUGGACGUAAACACUUCCGGCUGAAUGACAUUAACAUGGUGCCGAGUGACAGCAACGGCGAAGCAGCGGAAGUGUUACACCAAACGUGCGCAGGUGGUUGCAAGAGGGGCAGGUGGAAAGGGCAGAGGAUUAAAAAUUGUAUAAUAGAAAUUAAGUUAAAUUAGUGAAACGGCAACGCACUAAAACUGAGUGAAUAUCGAUAAUAUUUUAAUACAAACAAUAUAAAAAUUAAAAAUUAAAAAAAAAAAAAAAACAAUGAACCAGAAGUGAGUGUCGAAAGAGGAGAAAAAUAAUAUAAAUUUUAUUAAUAUGAAUUAAUGAAACAGCAUCGACUUAAAACUGAGUGAAUACUGGAAUUUUUUUAAUACAAACAAAGUAAAAAUUGAAAACUAAAAAUUUAAAAUUAAAAAAAAAUUAACUCAAAGUGAUCGUGGAAAGAGGAGAGAAAUAAAUGAAAUUAAAACUAAAAAAGAUUUAUAAAAUAAAGUAGCUAAGUAUGGGAUUAAAAUAUAAAUGAAUAUAAAAAAAAAUUAUUUCAGGCAUUUAUUAUAUAUAGGGCUAAUAAUUCAAAAAAAAAAUAACAAGAAGUGAUGGUGGAAAGAGCAGAGAAAUAAAAUAAAUUUUAAUUUAAAAAUAAAAUGAAAAUAAGUUAAAUAUAAUUUAUUUUAUGUAUUUAUUUAAGUAAAAAUAUUUGAAACAACAAAAAAAAAACGCUAACUGUUAGGGGAUUGGCCGAAAUAAAAAUAAAUGUGAAAUAUUUCGGUAUCCAUCGCAAAGGUUAUCGAAAUUAUAGAAGAUACACAAUAACGCACAAUUUAAAUAUUAUUGACCAAUUUAUUGUAUAUACUAUUUUUUUGUUUUAAUAUAAAGGGUGGUUAAAUUUCAAGGGCCGAUGUUGAAUGUGAACCACACCUAAACGUCAACGACACCUUUGGACUUCUUUCUUAAAAGUACGAAUAAAAAUAGCAUCACGAACUAAAUACCUUUUAGGUAUUUGGCAACUAUUUCGCAAAUAUUUCAGCCUAUUAUUAAGACAAAGCUGAUUUUUUCUAUGUCUUGUCUAGUGAGCUCGAAUCAACUUGGUUUUGUUAGUGGAAAGUCUGCUGUUUUUAGCCUUAACAUUUUUUUCCGAGAACUGUAUUGAUAAAUUUAAGGCUGGUUAUAAAGUAAAUGCCAUUUACACUGGUAUGCUUUUUAUAGUGAUUCUCAUAAAAUAUUGCCAAGUAAAUUUGUACAGCCAAUGUUAUAUUCCCUCAAGUGCAAACCUCAAUUCUCAUUUCUUACAGCAAACUCUAAAAGCGAACAACGUAAAAGAUUUAUAAACAAUCAAAGUGAAGAAUUCAAUUAAACUAACCAGUGGGAAAAAUUCAAAGCAAAAUCAGUUAAAAACUAUUAAAAACGCAUCGCUCGCCCGCCACAUCGCUUAACCAGCCUAAAUGUUCCCGUGGCGGCGACGACGGCGGUGCGUACAACAAAUGCAACAAACACGUCUGCUAUUGCAACUAAAAUGUCGGACGUUGAAAGGGGCCGAAGUGCAACAACGACAACAACAAACACAGCGGCAGCGGCAGCAACAGAAACAGCAACGGCGACCACAGCAACAACAACAGCCACAGCAAAUCAGCGUACAACAAUUAGCAAUGAACAGCAACAACAGCAAUACAAGCAAACAAUUGCAACUCCAGGCGCAGCAGCAGCAGCAGCGGUGAAGUUGCAACAUCAACAACUCUAUCACAAUCAACUUUAUCAACAGCAGCACCAGCAACAACUACAACAGCAGCAGCAGCAAUAUAGCAAAUCCGCAGCGCAUUACAACUACAAUAAUAGCGCAACGGUAGCCCAGGAACGUCAGCAACAACACCAACACCAACAACCACAUUACCAAUUAAUUGCCACAGCCACCGGGGAGUUUGGCAGCAGUGAGGACGAUUCAUCUUUUUUCAGCAGCUGCUUUGGUCUGCUGCUGAAAGUACUCUUCUCACCUCCCGGCUUGGUGGCGUUGGUUGUUGCGUACUCAAUGCUUGGUGCGUGCAUUUUUCCACUGCUCGAGGCGCCACAGGACAUCAAUACUUCGGCAGCGAUUGCAAAGAGUCGAGAGGAGUGCUUGCGUGAGCUGUGGAUUAUAACGGAAAAACUUAACGUCCUUUACGAGCGCAACUGGUCGACUCUGGUGCACGAACAGCUACGCCGCUUCGAGGACUCGGUUGUGGCAGCCACGCGUCACACAAACAACAGCAGUAGCGGCGGCAUGUUUGGCAGCAGUGCAACGGCGCUACGUCGCUACGGCAACACAAUCGACGCGGCGGCAGAUGCAGCGCUAAUGCCAACGCACUGGACUUUUGGUGAGGCGCUGCUGUACUCAGUGACUGUGAUAACGACAAUCGGUCAUGGCAGUUUAACACCACGUACGCCUGCCGGUAAAAUCGCCACCAUUCUGUAUGCCCUAAUCGGUGUGCCACUGAUGUUGAUGUGUCUCUCCAGCUUGGGUGCGCUGCUGGCGGAGGCAUUGCAAUGUACAUAUACGCGCAUCUGCUGUCGGCUAGCAAGGCAUCAACAUAAUCAUCACCACUCACAUCAUCAUCACCAUCAAAACAAACAUGAAAAAGAACACACCGGCAAACAAAAACAUCCGCCCGAACAUGAUCUCUACCAGCAGCAAACGCAUCACCUACAGGUGACAGGCGAGAAGAGCGGACAUUUGCUGGAGGCAUCAGCUGGCAUAGUGGGUGUGAGUGGUAGCGGAGGCAAAUAUGCGAGGCGGUGCAGUGCGGACAGCUUGGAUGAUGGAGCGUUGCUAAAACGUGGACUGAGCGAUUGCCAGCAGGAAAAGGAACAUGAGCUGGAUUUUAAAAAUUGUAAAUACGAUCCAUUGAUUACUGAAACAAAUCUCAGCAACGGUUAUGAUUACAACAGCAGUAGCAACCUGGGUGGGGGUGGCACUGAUUCCGGGGAUGACUCCUGUCGCUUGCUGCACAAUUCACCAGCGAAAUUAAAUCAAAAUCAAAUGUUAACGGCGACGAAAAUCAAUUCACAAUACUAUCACCACCUCCAACAGCAGCAACCACAGUUGCAGCAACAGCAACACCAGCAACAACAAAAACGACCAGAUGUUAUGCUAAUGGCAACAACAGCACUGCCAACACAAAAACCGUUACAACAACAGUACCAACAGUUAUACAGCCGUUCAGCCACGCCAUCACCGCAACAUUUUCAACAGCAGCCACAACAGCAACAACAACAAUCAGCAUUACCGCCGCCACAUGGCUUGCAAACAUUCCACAUCGUAUCGGCCAGCUCAUCGCCCACACACCACGGCCAACAACAACAGCAACAACUGCUGCCACAGUCAACACUACGUCAAUAUGCAACACUGCAACCGCAUCAACAUAAGCCACAACAACAAUAUGUUGCUGUACCCAGCGGUGCUUUGGUGCGUUUCCAAACAACAGCCACACCAACGAUAGCCGCAUCAGCGCUCAGUGGCAGCAGCAAUAAUUGCACAACCGAUGGCAAUGGCAAUGUUGGUAUUGGUGUUGGUGCAACACUCAUCGCCACUGGUUUGUCCAGCAAUUGUUAUCAAUCGGCGAACGUGUCAGUGCCUGGCAGCACAGCUACGGCCACAAUUUACUUUCCCAUUGCCCCACCAGCCCAUCCACAUCCACAGCAACAACAGCCGCAACAGCAGCAGCCCACCUACGCAUCCAUUACGGGCGUUUCCGAGGCGUCAGCCGUACCCACAGCAAACAGUGAUGUGACGAUAGCAAGAACGUUGACCGGUGCGGGAUCCAGCUCUGGCUCCACAGGCGCAACGCAAUUGCUUUGCAAUCAGCCGAUUGUGAAAUAUCACACCAUACAACUGACGCAUGCGAGAAAGCACCAACAACAACAAUUACUAGAAGAGCAAUCAGCGUUGAUAGGCGAGGCUGAUGUGAUGCCACUGCCGCCACCGCCUGCAUACCAAACGGCAACAGUGCAUGGUAUACGCCGAGCGAAAUUCCUCACCAAACCUCUACCACCGGAGAUCAGCACCUUAGUAGCCAGUGAGCGAGAUAUAGCCUGCAGACAUGAUUUAUUAUUGCAACAAAGUGAUGGUGGCAGUAGUGGAAAUAAUUCAUCAAAUACUACCAUAGCACCAACACAAUCGGCACCUACCGCCCCACAGCAAACAAUAACGUCGACAACUACAUCGAAUGCACCAAAUGCAACAUCCGUUGCUAUGCUGACAGCUGGAUUGACAGCAACAGCAGCAGCAGCGGCGACGUGUAGCGGUAAUCCGCCAACAUCAACAUCAACAGUAAACUCCAUUCAAAUGGGCACUUUGAUGUCCGGCACAUCGUCUAUGGUCGGUUCGAAUGCCACUGUUGAUAUAAUGGAGGAUGAGGAGGAGCACGAGCAGCAGCGAUUGGGCAACUGCCCGCACGGCACACCCUCACGUGUACCGCUCAUCGCCGGCAGCAGCAACAUGGGCCACAACAACAACAGCAGCACGGACGAUGAGCAGCGAGGUGCGCGCAAUCUUUUCAAUGCCACCGCAGCCUCCUUUCAUCGUCACACCCUAAACACCUUUCAACGCAACGCAGCUGCACGCAAAUCGGCCAAUUUUACCGCAACACGACGAACAACCGCCUGCAACAUCCAUGCAAACAGUCAUCGAAGUGGGAAAGCGAGCAGCUGUUAUGGCGAUGCGGCAACCGAAACCUCCGACGAAGAAGAAGCCGCUUACAUGCAACGCGAAACAGCACAGGGCGAACAAUUUCGAUUAACCAAGCUCGCCAACAACAACAAGCAUAGCAGAAGAAAUAGCAGUUGCAACCAUGCGGCGGAUGAACAUGAUUACUGUGAUGCCACUGCGUCUACAGCAGACGAUGCAGAUGAUGAGGAUGCCACCUCGAAUGCGGACGGUGAUGAUGCUGGCCCACAGGUACCCAUCAGCAUUGUGCUGCUCAUACUCAUCUGCUACAUUUGUUUGGGAACUGUGAUUUUUGCUUUCUGGGAGAAUUGGUCCAUUGUGGAUGGCGCUUACUUUUGCUUUGUCACCUUGGCCACCAUUGGUUACGGCGACUUUAUGCCCGAGCGUACCUUCCAUGGGCCACAUGUGCAACUCUUCGCUUGUUGCGCGUAUCUGUUGUUGGGCCUGGUGUUGGUCGCCAUGUCCUUUAGUAUACUGGAGACACAGCUGAUGUGGAAGUGCAAACGGAUUGCAGUGCGACUGAAGUUGGCCAAUGAUUGAUAGCGGCAGCGGCUGUUGUGGCGACGCCGAAGUGCUGGAGUGUUGGCGCAAUUUCUGUAAAAUUCUUCAGCAGCAAUACUAUAAGAAAUUAAUGGAGAAAAGGAGUAGAAAUAGAAAAUAAACUAAGCAUAGAAGUAGUUAAGUUGCAGCUAAGUAGUGAUGUGUGAGAAAUGUAAAUAGUUAUGACGUGCAAGAGCUACUAAGCGUGGGAUAUAAAGAAAGCUUUAGGUGAGUGUUUUAUGUGCAUAGGAAUACUGUCAGCGUAGUGUGUAACAUAAGCAAACCACAUAAGAGGUAAACAAUUGUUAUUUAAGUAGCCGCAUUAAAUAAGUGAACCCGUAACCCUUUCACACCUUUGGCUAUAAUAUUUGUGAAACCUUUUGGAUGUCAAUAAGAGAUUUCAUUUAGCAAUGCUGCAUACUCAGUUUUUCAUUUAAAUUUUCAGAAAAAUA
This is a messenger RNA of Anastrepha ludens (Mexican fruit fly), 6605 nucleotides long. RefSeq lists its product as uncharacterized. The record is from RefSeq and is a predicted model, not a curated record. Bases 2431 to 6153 code for a protein of 1240 amino acids. Gene Ontology annotation, molecular function: potassium ion leak channel activity. The transcript is spliced from 7 exons. Gene Ontology annotation, cellular component: membrane. Gene Ontology annotation, biological process: stabilization of membrane potential; potassium ion transmembrane transport. Lineage: Eukaryota; Metazoa; Arthropoda; Insecta; Diptera; Tephritidae.